AUGUGGUAUUUUAUAAAACUGUUGGCGCUUGUACGUCUUAGUAUAUCAACAUUUAACGAGGAAAUUGAUUACAUGUACAAAAGCAAACCAAUAAACGAGUUUAUUGAAUACUUCAACAAUCUGAACCUUUCUUGGAAGAUUACUCACUAUGACAACUUAAACGCGUCCACGCACUUAUGCUCCUUAUUAAAAUCCGAAGAAAAUAUUCCAUACAUCAAACCCGAUGUGGAUGGCGAAAUUUCCCUCCCAGUUAAUUUUGAUUCCCGAGAAAAGUGGGCUCAUUGCCCAACAAUCGCUGAAGUCUAUGAUCAAGGUCGUUGCGGGUCUUGUUGGACAUUCGGCGUGGCCACAACCGCAUCUGAUAGGACCUGUAUCCACAAUAAUAUUACCGUACGUUUAUCCGAACAAGAUCUUGAUUGUUGUAAAGACUCGUAUUCUACUCGUAAAUCUGUCUGUGGUGGAGGGAGCCCCGAAGAAGCAUUUAAAUGUUGGACAACUUUAGGAUUAGUAAGUCUAGACUGUAGGCCAUAUAACAUUCAAGAACUGAAAGGUAAUGAUACUUGUAAAAAAACAUGCAAAAAUGGGAAACAAUAUCAGUCUGAUAAACACUACGGCAAAAAUGUGUGGAGAGUACCUAAAGACGAUGACAUUAUAAGAACUGAACUGUUCAGGAAUGGUCCAGUAGAGGCUUCAUUUAAAGUCUACGAAGAUUUUGGACAUUACAAACAUGGUAUCUAUGAACAUAAAUAUGGUAAAUCCUUUGGGGGACACAGUGUCCGCGUUAUUGGUUAUGGUGAAGAAAACGGAACCCAGUACUGGUUGGUGGCUAACAGCUGGGGACCGAAAUGGGGAGAAAAUGGUUUUUUCAAGGUAAAAAGAUUUCAACACGAAUUAAAUUUGGAAGCCAAUAUUUUAACUGCUUUUCCGAAAAACAUUUAA
Parnassius mnemosyne (clouded apollo) is the source of this 939-nucleotide messenger RNA. Lineage: Eukaryota; Metazoa; Arthropoda; Insecta; Lepidoptera; Papilionidae. The record is from the annotation of a GenBank genome assembly.